UAAAAUAAAAAAGCAAAAUCCACUUUUGUGUUUUCCUUUUCGUUUACGACCAAAGAGAUCCACUUUAUGCUCUCUUCAUUUUCUCCAUGUAAUAAUUUUUCUCGAGAGAUUUCUGAAAAUAAAGUCGUUUCUUUUUUUUUUUGCCUUGGUCACUCAAGACUCUCUUCUUCACUCUCUGUUUUUUGUCCUCUUCUAAAAUUUAGAGAAAAAAACGAAAGUUUUCACCAAAAACAGAGGAGGAGCUAUGUCAUCGUCGACGAUGUACAGAGGAGUUAAUAUGUUUUCACCGGCAAACACAAACUGGAUUUUUCAAGAAGUCAGAGAAGCCACGUGGACGGCGGAGGAGAACAAACGGUUCGAGAAAGCUCUCGCUUAUCUGGACGACAAAGACAAUCUUGAGAGCUGGUCCAAGAUCGCAGAUUUGAUUCCCGGCAAAACAGUAGCUGACGUCAUUAAACGAUACAAGGAGCUAGAGGAUGAUGUCAGCGACAUCGAAGCCGGACUUAUCCCCAUUCCGGGAUACGGCGGCGACGCCUCCUCCGCUGCAAACAGUGACUAUUUCUUUGGUCUAGAAAACUCCAGCUACGGUUAUGAUUACGUCGUUGGAGGAAAGAGGAGUUCGCCGGCGAUGACUGAUUGUUUUAGGUCUCCGAUGCCGGAAAAGGAGAGGAAGAAAGGAGUUCCGUGGACCGAGGACGAACACCUACGAUUUCUGAUGGGUUUGAAGAAAUAUGGAAAAGGAGAUUGGAGAAACAUAGCAAAAAGCUUUGUGACGACUCGAACGCCGACGCAAGUCGCUUCACACGCUCAGAAAUAUUUUCUUCGACAACUCACAGAUGGUAAAGACAAAAGACGAUCAAGUAUUCACGAUAUCACCACUGUUAACAUCCCUGACGCAGACGCAUCCGCAACCGCCACGACCGCUGACGUAGCACUCUCUCCUACUCCAGCCAAUUCUUUUGACGUUUUCCUUCAGCCAAAUCCUCAUUACAGUUUCGCGUCUGCGUCUGCGUCUAGCUAUUAUAAUGCGUUUCCGCAGUGGAGUUAAAUCACUUAGAAAUUAUCUAGAGUUUGUGGUCUCCUAUAGAUUUGUUACAUACAUUUUCUACGUACAUAUUACUGCAGAAUUGUUGUAAAUAUUUGUAUGAAAAGGUUUGUGUGAUUCUGCUGUCCAUAUAUUAGGUCUGGUUGGUUGUAAUUUUCAGUGUUCCGAGUUUUAUAAUACCAAUAUAUGAUAUAUAUAUAUGAUAUAUAUAUAUAUAUAUAUAUAUGUGUGACUUUACAUACUAUAUUCUUU
This is a messenger RNA of Arabidopsis thaliana (thale cress), 1297 nucleotides long. Its product is annotated as Duplicated homeodomain-like superfamily protein. Gene Ontology annotation, biological process: regulation of DNA-templated transcription; DNA-templated transcription; regulation of gene expression. Gene Ontology annotation, cellular component: nucleus. The record is from RefSeq and is marked reviewed. Gene Ontology annotation, molecular function: DNA binding. The transcript has 2 exons. Lineage: Eukaryota; Viridiplantae; Streptophyta; Magnoliopsida; Brassicales; Brassicaceae. Bases 245 to 1048 code for a protein of 267 amino acids.